GUGGUGGUGGUGGUGGUGGUGGUGGUGGUAGCGACGGCGGCGGCAGGCGGCGGCGAUGAGCAUAAAGAGGAUAGGAUAAUAUCGGUGCGCGUCCUUUCGCGGAGGUGUCCUUUCACGGGGCUUUAUAUCCGGAUUCGUCUCGCGAUCACUCGUAGCCGAUCUGUACAAUGUAGUUAUGCCGAAAAAAGGUACGCGACACGUGAGGGAGUUGGGGAACACUAAAAGCGUGCAACAACAACAACAGCAGCAGCAGCAACAACAACAACAACAACAACAGCAGCAGCAGCAGCAACAUCCAGCACUGCUGCAGCCGCUCGAUGCGGCGACGGCGACGACUGUCUCGGAAGUGGCGACAGCGAAACAUUUUCGCAGCAUUCGUAUCGGUUUGACCAACGGCAAACGCUGGUUGUCGCUCAAGAAUCGUCUGGGCUUGACGACAGACGAGGAUGUCGCGGUAUACUUGCUGGAUCUUGCGGAAUCUGUCGCUGCCACUAGGCAACAAAAUAAAUGCAAUGGAGCAGAGGAUUGGAAAGCAAAUCAGGAUCACAAUGAUCGGAAUGAAGAAGCUAUCAAGACCUCAGCUGAAAGCUCAAAUAAAAGAGAGGAGAGAAAGGAUGAGGAAGGCGAUGAGAAUCUGGAUGAGGAGGGAGAAGAGGAGGAGGAGGAAAAAGAGGAAGAGGAGCAGCAGCAGCAGCAGCAGCAGCAACAGGAGCAGAAACAGGAGCAGGAGCCUGUUCGCAGAAGUUCAAGGAAACAAAAUCUAACAUCAGAUAUGGUUGAGAUGUCUUCUACCCAUAUAAUAAGUGACAACCUAUCGGAAGUGUUAGAAGAUGUUAUUAAAUUGCAUGUGCGACAUAGUUCAAGAUCAAAGCAUCACAAGAAUAAGACAAGACAUCGCAGGGAUAAGCGAAAGAAACGGCGACACAUGAAAAACAGCGCUGAAGAUAGAAGCUCCACUGGUUUAAACAAAUUCGAAAAUACCAACAGAAAUACACCAGAUAUACAAAAUGACUUGGCACAGAGUAAAGAUUUGAAUAAUUGCAAGCCGACCGUAAUCAAUGAAUUGGACACUAAAUUGAAAUUAAUUGUAGGGAGUUUUGAAAUUGAUACAAAGGACAUUAAAUCCCCUAUGACUAAGACUGAUCAUGUAGAUAAUAUAAGAUUUCGAAACGAUGUAAAUAGUACGACAAAUAGCGAUACCAGGUGCAAAGUAAAUGCGAUCGAUGUACCUGGCGAAUCGACGAGGGAUAUUUUAGAAGGUAAUAGGAUAAUCAAGCUGCAUUUUAAUGAUACAACCGUAUCGUUCCUUCCGAAUCACGCGUGUAACAUCAAGGAUUCAAACAAGGAAGAUAUAGAACAUUUAUCAAAUUCAACAUCCAAUGGCGAUGACUCUAUCAAAAUGCAGGCCUCGGAUACACCUAAGAAAGAAAACGAGGCCAAGAUAGCACGUUGUUUGGAAUCGCAUGAGUACAAGGAUCCGACAUCCCGGAACACGUCAAAAAAUGGCGAAUCCAAAGAUCCGGAGGAUCGCAAGCUCAAGAAGAAACGAAAACGUCCGCGUCACGAUAUGCAAGUCGACGAGAAUUCCGCGAAGGAUCUCUCUGAAAAUAGUGCUUUGGAUGAAGCGACGGUGUUUAAACAUCGGCGAAAAAAACGUAAGCACAUAAACGAGCACAAAAGCAAAAAACAUGAUAUACGAAAGGCGCCGCAAGACGGCAUGCUCGUUCAAGAGGAGACGCGAGAGGUGUGUCCGCCAAAGGCCGAGCUGCUGUCUUCGAGAGCGAGAUCUGAAAAGAGUGUCGACGGCAAUGACGAUGUCACAUCGGAGCCACAGAGGCUCGCAAUAAAGAUUAAGCUUUGUCAGGAAUGCAGCACCCGUCAUUUGCAAGACGCUUGUCCUUUAAUAAUAUCGCUGCACGCGAUAGCCGAUGCGAUUUCCUAUGAGGAAUGGCUGAGCAAGCAUAAUGAGAAUGUAGAGAUUAUGAAAGUCAUCAAGUCGGAGAACCCAAUGUCACAGGGUUACGACAGAUUAAUGUACGAUAGCGUGGAAUCAGACGAUGAAUCGACUUCUAACGAAGUAUGCAAAACCAAAUCGAAAGUACCGAGGGAAGAGAUGCAGCUGGUAGUGGAUAUGGAUCGACCCUUGUAUGCGAGAGAUUCUCUACCGGAUUGUCUCGAAUUAAAGAUGACUAAUGCCGAUCACGGUCUCGGCGUUUACACCAAGGAGCCAUUACCCAUAUAUGCCAAAUUUGGUCCACUUAUCGGUGUAUCGGUUAGAGAAAUGGACAUCCCGGAUGAUUUCUCUAUGCGCCACAUUUGGGAGAUAGAUAAUAAUGGGAAGAGUACAUAUAUCAGUACUACGGAUCCAGUAAAAAGCAAUUGGAUUCGAUACAUUCGACCAGCAGAGACAAAGGAGAAGAGGAACAUUGCAGUAAUCAUUAAGCGUGGUCAACUGUAUUUCGUUACAACCCGGAAUAUCAUAUCAGGGGUAGAACUUACAUAUUGGGUAGAAUCACAAUCUUCCAUGCGAACUAGAAAAAAUAAGAUUAACAAAACAAAUUGUGGAGGUUGCAAUCUUAUUUUUGCACACUCUAUAUAUUAUCGACUGCAUUGUUGCAUCUUCCAUGACAUGAAUUAUAGUUUAACGAUAAGAAAAUAUCAUUGCAAGGUUUGCGGUGCCACAGUACUUGGCAAGGAUAAUAUUAUGAAACAUGCGGCCGAAUUGCAUGAUGGUCGCGGCGCAUAUCAGUGUCAAUAUUGCAAAAAGUUUUUUUUGAGACUAAAUUACUUGGAAAUGCAUCGAACUUAUGGAUGUUCGCAAAAUCCGCAUCGAGCACGACCGCUAUGCGAUUAUUGCGGCCGCAAAUUCUGUCAACCGCAAAAAUUGAAAGUACACAUCAAGAGGAUGCACAGCGAUAUAGAUGAAGUACUUAGAGAAUUUCAAUGUAAAUUAUGUUUGAAACUCUUGGGUUCUCGAGCGGCUUUACAACGGCACAUGAAAGAGGUUCAUCAUAAAGACGUUAUUGCUGCGGCCACGUGCGAUCGAUGUGGAAAAAUGUUCCAGAACAAGAGCAAUUUAAAGAUACAUAUGUUGACUCAUAGCGGCGUUAAACCCUUUAGAUGCAAAGAGGUCGGCUGUAAAUCAGCUUUCACUACAAAACAGUGUUUACAGUUUCAUUACAAGAAGGUACAUGGCCUUACAGAGGAGAUGAUGCCCAAAAUUGAAAGAUCCGUGGCAUAUACUUUCGAUGCAUACAGCGGUGGUCUCGUUGAAGACGUGCCUUGUAGAAAGAUCAUCCGUUCCAAUAGAAGAAAUUCACAGCAGGACAAUAGCAAUAGUUUACCGUCUUUGGACGACUGCAGCUCGGAAAGCAGCCUGAAAGUCGAAACAUCGACACCAGCACCGACACCAGUACUGGCACCAGUAUCGGCACUAAUAUCGGCACCAGCAUCGGUAUCGGCAUCCGAUUCGAGAGUAGAGGCAACGGCAAUGACAUCCACAUCGUCAUCAUCAUCACCAUCAGCAUCGACAUCAGCAUUAACAGCGGCAACGUCAGCAGCAGCGCCAGUAUCAAUAUCGAUAUCGGUAUCGGUAUUGACGUCAGCAUCGACAUCAGCAGCAGCGAUGUCAAAUUCUACUCACAAUGUCGUUGUAGAUUCGUUACAAAAUGAGACAAAUAGUACGGUGAAAUAUAAAACGAAACAACAAGAACCUCUAAUACCAACAUCGACUGCUUCUUUGACCGGUGUUCUUGAUGUAACGAUGAUGGAGAAUGAUCAGACAGAAGUUGACCUAUAUGACACAUCGAGGACGUUGAGCAAGAGCAACAAAAAAUGGUUGGUUGAAUUCAAUCCACCGCCGCCUACGUCCAAUAUCGCCGUUCAUUUGCCAGCGGUCUCGGCGCCGUCUUCCGAUAUUUAUGAUUUUGAAGAUGGCAGAAAGGAUGAUAGCAGCGAGAAAGCGAUCUCGCGCACCAACACGGCAACGCCGAAUUUGAUAGAGAGUAACAAGUUACGAUUGAACGUAUACCGUAGGACGGAGAGUACAAAUGCGAGUUUGCUGGUUGAAGCGGCCCUAGAUGCCGCCGAGAGAGAUAUAGGAGCAGUAUCCAGUCCGAUUUUAGAGGACAACGAUCGGGAAACCAAUCUCUAUUCCAUCUCGAGCCAAUUACAAUCACCAAUACCGCAAUCGCGAUCACCGAAUCAUCUAGAUCCGUAUAUCGUACAACAAGAAGAGGAAUUAAUUUCGCCCGCACCGACGCCAGAUGAUCGACACACUUCCCCUAGCCACCUACACGUGGACUAUCAUUUACAUCGAUCGGUCGAUCAACCGGUCUACAUCAAUGCCUCGCGAACGCACAAUAUCGAACAAUAUCUGCAUCAUGAGGAACUGCCGCGCGUCUCUUCGCCGAAUUAUAUACAUAUGCAACCAGAAGACUUAGUGUCACCAUCAGCCACCCCGAAUCGCUACCAAGAUGUUCAUCAUCACCAGGUGCCAACGGAUAAUUUGUCGAGCGAUGAAGGCGAUUCAGUGGCGCAAAACCUUAGCCUAUCCGUGAAAGAGAAAGCGUUGCAAUUGGACUUGUCGACGCCCUACAAGUACGACUCACUCGAACAGGAUUUCACUAGAGAAAGAUCCAGUUUUGAGCCAUUGGUGCUCAAUAGUGGUGAACUUCAGGGUCUAGACAUGUCUGCCCGAGGUUUUCAUCACAGUUUUGGCACCCAAAUGCAAAAUACCCGUUAUCACCAUCAUCAUUUGUACGAUAUCGGAGAACGACAAAGCGUGGAUCUCAGCAGAACCGGCAGUUAUUCUAUGUCGCCACCUCCACCACCGCCACCACCUUAUCCUCACAACAACGUUGUGCGAGUGCUUAGUUUAGAUCUCACUCCUGGUGGCAGACACAGUGUCGAUUUGAGUCUUUCCAGAUCGCAUCAUUUGCACGGAUCCGGCACUCGUGUUAUUACCAGCCCGCAAUCUACCGGCUCGACUACGACACAUGUGGUAUCUGAUGCCGGCGAAGGUCGAAUGUUAUCUCCACCUCCUUUAUCUGGAUAUAAUCCUAGUUAUCCCGUAAGUCCAGCCCCGUAUCAUCCUCCACGAUCUGGAUACCAUCAUUAUCCCGGUUAUUCUGAUCGUCGUUAAUGAAUGUCAUGAUAGUUUAUACGGUCGACAUCAUCUCGACAAUUUUUAUUUUACUUUUCGAUUUUUCUAAUCGUUUUGUUCUAAAUAAAUUUACUUUAAAGUUUUUGUUAAUUUAAAUACAAUAUUUUAUCUCAUGAUUGUUUUAUAACUUGCCGCGUCGCAAGCGAGAAGUAUCACUCUUACACGUUGAAAGUUAUGAAGAGUAGAACAGUUAUACUUUUAUUGCUACUCUUUAUAUUUAAGUCGGGACGAUGUAGCGAACAUAACAAUUUCGAUCGUGAUUAAAAAAUAUAGCGAAAAAGGACACGAUUUUUUGGUUCAAGAAGAUAAUGAAGAAGUCAUUAAUAUCAUGCGACAGAUAGCAAACAAUUGAAACACCGUUACUUAACGCGGUACAUGGAUAAAAGUGUAGACGGUACAUUCACGACGUUCAGAACAAUGUUAUUUUUUUAAAAAAAAUCUAGUAUGAGGCUUUACGGAAAAAAAUCUGUUCCACAAUGAUCAACUGUGUAUCGAUAAAAAUGAAUUAAUUUAUCCGUAAUCAUAUAACUGUUAAAUUAUUUAUUGUUUAUUCUUAUCCGAUGAACUGUGUAACUGUGUAAUUGCGACAUAUGUGUGAUGAGUACAUCGUCUAUAGAAUGAUUGUUGAAGAGAGAGGAAAAAAAAAAGAAGAAUAGCAGAGUUACGUCGUAAUCCAGUGCCACGUCCGUGAUAAUUAAUAUUAUUAAGAAAUUGUUACAUUUACCUCCUAGCUUAUAUUCUUCUAUUUCGGACCUAUACUCAACCGAGAAAUACUCUAUUUAACGUGGCUUUGGUGAUAACAGUAGCAUCCCAGAGUAAUAUAGGGAAAAAUUAUACGAUUAGAGAUUAAGAAAUUAAAAUUUUUUCACAAAAAAAAAAA
Messenger RNA from Pogonomyrmex barbatus (red harvester ant), 6044 nucleotides. RefSeq lists its product as uncharacterized. Lineage: Eukaryota; Metazoa; Arthropoda; Insecta; Hymenoptera; Formicidae. Gene Ontology annotation, molecular function: DNA-binding transcription factor activity, RNA polymerase II-specific; protein binding; RNA polymerase II cis-regulatory region sequence-specific DNA binding. Gene Ontology annotation, biological process: regulation of transcription by RNA polymerase II. The record is from RefSeq and is a predicted model, not a curated record. Gene Ontology annotation, cellular component: chromatin; transcription regulator complex; PcG protein complex.